Eruca vesicaria subsp. sativa (arugula) is the source of this 327-nucleotide messenger RNA. NCBI's taxonomy places the organism in Eukaryota, Viridiplantae, Streptophyta, Magnoliopsida, Brassicales, Brassicaceae. The record is from the annotation of a GenBank genome assembly.
AUGCGAAGAACAUCUAAUCUGAGGCCUAUUAUAACAUUCGAUGCUUUACAAAGGACAAACGAAGAUCACCUACUCUUCAUCGCAAGUCAUUUCGGAGGAAACCAGACGUUGCAGCCUGAAGCCUUGAGGAUGGCUCACAAUGCGAUCAAAAAGGGAGAAAACACACAAUUUUUCAGAGAUCUGGUUAAGUAUAAGAUGGAUUCGGCUUGGUAUAAAAGUGUCGAUCAUCGUGCUGAACAUAAGAAAGGAAGGCUGGAGAACGAGCUCAAUUCUACGUAUCGGUUAAAUCGCUUAUUGGUGAUAACUCUCUAUUGCUUAUUCUGUUGA